Messenger RNA from Linderina pennispora, 948 nucleotides. RefSeq names its product acyltransferase. The transcript has a single exon. Gene Ontology annotation, biological process: phosphatidic acid biosynthetic process. Lineage: Eukaryota; Fungi; Kickxellomycota; Kickxellomycetes; Kickxellales; Kickxellaceae. The coding region runs from base 60 to 878 and encodes 272 amino acids. Gene Ontology annotation, molecular function: 1-acylglycerol-3-phosphate O-acyltransferase activity. Gene Ontology annotation, cellular component: endoplasmic reticulum; membrane. The record is from RefSeq and is a predicted model, not a curated record.
CGCUCCUCCUCCUCUUCUCCUCACUUGUCGCCUCUACUAUUCCGACCUAUCUUUUACCAAUGCAUUGGGCUCUCGUUCUCCUCAUAAUAGACGGUCUCCUGGCCAUCGGCGCCCAGUUCUCCAACAAGGCAAACUUUUUCCGGCGCGCGAUCCACUAUGGCGUCUGCGCUCUGAUCGCCUCGACCACAGGAAUUCUCGCGUCGCCGGUAUUCUGGGCGCUCGGCAAGCGUGCAUCAGCGAACUGGCUCGUGGGCCGCACCUUCUACUACACAACCUCGCUCAUCCUGGGCAUCAGGGUCGAGAUCGAGGGCGAAGAGAACCUAGACAAUGCUCAGCCCUGUGUCAUGGUUGGCAACCACCAGACCAUGUACGACCUGGUGUUCCUGGGCCGCGUUUUCCCGACGCAGGCAGUGAUUCUGGCGAAGCGCGCGAUCUCAUACUACCCGUUCCUCGGCUGGUUCAUGCUGCUUGCCGACGAUAUUUUCAUCAGCCGUGGCAGCAAGCAGUCCACUAGCGACAUGUUCAAGAGGGCAUCGGGCGAGCUGCUUUCCAAGAACGUUUCGGUGUGGUUCUUUGCCGAGGGCACCCGUGGCCGUCACGAGGACGAGCCGGGUCUGCUGCCAUUCAAGAUUGGUGCAUUCUUGCUGGCGUACCACGCAAAGGUGCCGAUUGUGCCGGUUGUGGUCCAGGACUUCCACAACAUCUACUGCAAAAAGAAGUUCUGGAGCGCGCCUGGGACGCUGAAGGUCAAGAUUCUGAAGCCCAUCCCCAUGGACACGGUCAAGGAGGAUGAUCUCAAGGAGGUCAUGAACAAGACUCGCGAUAUCAUGCUCGAGGAGCUGAAGAACAUCUCGCCGCCGCGUAUCGCCAUUUCAUAGACUGACACAUGCAAUCCCAAUGAAUGUGACCCUGAAAAGCUCAGCACAUGCCUCAUAGAAUGUUUUUUGG